Messenger RNA from Spirodela intermedia, 3105 nucleotides. The record is from the annotation of a GenBank genome assembly. Lineage: Eukaryota; Viridiplantae; Streptophyta; Magnoliopsida; Alismatales; Araceae.
AUGUUUGAUGCCUUUCUCGGGAAGAAGUUCACGGUGAAAUGGUAAGCCUUAGUCUCCGAGUCUCUUCUGCUGCAUAUGGAUCAUUGCUCUCCUCCUCUGGCCUUCCCCGGUUUCCUUAUUUUUCCUCUUUUCGAUUAUGGUUCUUGUUUUCGACGGGGCGGAACUCGUUGAUUAUCGUUCCAUCUUCCACCUCCUUCUUCCGUAUGACGUGUGUCGGCAGCGUGAGUGCGCGUGCGGAUGGAUUUCUCGAAAUUCAGCUUCUGUUUUCUCUUUUCGCCAACUUUUUCUCCCUCACUUUAUCGGUAUCAUCUCUCAAUUCGCGUUUCUAACCACGAGCUCAUUCCAUGGAGUUGUCCUUGUUCCUCUUUAUUUUUAAUCGACUGAUUUUUCUUGGUAUAUUCAUUCGCUUAAGCCAGAGUAGAACCAGAUGGAUUUAUAUUUUUUUUCCGGUUUUUCUCUGGGUCUUGUCUUUGUAUCUGCUAUGUUAGCGCUGCAUGCGUGAGAGUUUCGUGCUAAUCCGCCUGCUAAUGAUGGACGCAGCAAGCACGCGAUCAAGUGCAUCAAUGAGAGGUUGAAGCCCAUACGCAACAGGAAGCAGGCUGUGGUCAACAUCCUGAAGAAGGACAUCGCCGAUCUCCUCCGCAACGGCAGUGACAGCCGUGCCUUCAGCCGGGUGACUCUAUGACCGAUUCAAUGAGUUUUCCUUCCGCAUGUCCGAAGUUUAGGCUGAAAAGGAUGCAUGAAUCAGUUGAGUCAGUGGUCAUGCUACUCUUGUGAAUCUGAGGCGUAUCCUUCUUCCGUGUCCUAGAUGAAUACUUGUUCUUGGAUUCUUGGGUUCUUGGUUCCGUGGGUUAGUUGGUGAGGACAUGAAUGAUCCUAUCUUGAACGGGUAGUUUCUUCCAUUUCUUUUCUAUUUUUAGCGAUCGUCUGAUGCUAUCCAAGAUAGUUUUUAAUCUUCGCUGUCCAUCUGUUUGCCUUUGAGGUUUCCUGCGCCACCAGUCGUCCCACGUUAAUAAUCUCUGGUGUUAAUGCUGCUUCAGUUUUUAGUCAACUUAUUGGAUGAAUCUACCAGUGAUCAUGUUGCCAUCUGGGGGGAUUGCUAAUUCAGGCUAUCCAAAACUGCCUUGCCCUGAAAAACAUGGACAUAAUAUUCUAUCAUGAUUUCGUUUUCUUAUACAAGUAUCUGACAGAUAUUUAAAUUCUAUUGUGUUUGAUCAGAUGGAUGAACUUAUCAUCGAGAUGAACCGCUUAGCGUGCUACGAUAUCAUAGAGAACUUCUGCCAGUGUCUCUAUAAGCAGCUUCCAUUGCUUCAGAAGCAGAGGUAGGCUCGGAAGAAGAAGUCUUUGGUUGGAGAGAACUGACAUCUAGUGACUUGUGCUACAAAUAUUCUUAUUUUGUGUUUGCAUUCUUCUUUUGUUUUCAGAUUAUUUUUGUGUCAGACAGGGAUGAGGCGUGGUUGACUUUUAGAUUCUAGUAAUGGGUCUUGAUGUUCUUCUGUUCGUGACCAUCACAGGGAAUGCCCACCGGAGGAUAUGGAAUCUGUGUCCACGUUGAUUUUCGCUGCCGCCAGGUUCUCAGAUUUGCCAGAAUUAUGCAAUCUGAGGACUGUGUUCAUGAUGCGUUAUGGGAAUCCCCUGGAAGGAUUUGUAAACCCAGAGGUACAAAAGUCAUAUUGCCGCCAUUGAGGUUGACUUAGGGUGGGGGUUGACUUGCAUGGGUUGGGUGUCUGACUAAAAGUGUAACUUUUUUUUUGCCGCCAGUUUAAAGACAAAGCAGCGGCAAAGUCUUUUCCUCCCGCCAAGAAGCUUCAGCUGAUGAAGGACAUCGCAUGCGAGUUCAAUGUCAACUGGGAUUCUGCUUCUUUCAACCAUGAGAAUCCCGCUGCAUCUUAUUGCGUAAGUGCCUCGGCUCAUCUUUGAAAUCUUCGGUCAUUCCGUCAAAGUCAAACUCAUGAUUACCCCCGCGAGUUUUUCCUUUUAUCCUCCCUUGUGCUUGUGCUAUUUCUUUCCUGAAAAACUGAGGGUGAUCUUCGGUCAACGCUUCAGAAGCGACACAAGAAGGGGCAUCCUCCGGCUGUUAGGGAAGACGCUACCUCCAUGGGCAGAGACCAAGAACCGGUGAGGAAGCCGAAGAAGGUUUGGGCCGCUGAACCAGAAAAUGUGACGCCACCACCGCCCAUUGCUUCUCCUCUUCCUCGUGAAAAUAUCAAGCAUGAGGAGACGAAGAGGGUGGCGGCGCCCUUCAGAGCUCGGGAAGAGAGGAACCCACAAGUCAACGACGGCGGCGGGCUGGUGGUUAAUCAGCCCAAACCCAAGGAGGACGCCGUCGCCGCCGCCGCCCCCGCCGCCGCCAGAAGUAGAGUCCGCCCCUUGUUCUCCCCGGAGACGUCGAAUGGUGGCGACAGCACCGCCGUUGGCAGGAGGUCAACGAGGUCUUAUGCGAAGGUCAACGCAAUUGAUGAAGAGAAAGUCAGCGACAGGGAUGGACCUCGCAUCUAUUCAAAGGUGCCGACAUGGAGACAGGAGGGAGGUCUACAGGACCCACAAGCUGCCAAGCAUGAAGGCCGGAAUGCAGGUGGCGCCGCUAAGGAGAGGGCGCCGGUCGGCCUCACAGGGGCGACAGCGACGGCGCCGCCACCGCAGAGGGCUGUUAAAGAGAGGACUUUGCACUCAAUUCCUCCUCCGUAUGUGAAGACCGUAGUCGGGCCCAAGGCCGAGCGCCACCAGCCUCCCAGCCCGCCGCCGGAGAAGCCGGGCAGGAAGGAAGACGAAGACGAAAAAGAAGAACCUCGUGCAGUCUACGGCGAGAGGCCUAAGCCGAGGUCAAUGAGGAGAAAGCCGCCACCGCCGGUCGUCGCUGCCGCCGGGGAGGAGGCGACGCCGCCGCGGCGCCACCACGAGCGGCGGAGGAUCAUCGUCGGUGACGGAGAAGGCCUCGACGAAGAGGAGAACGUGGAGCAGCUGCUGAUCCACUACAGCAGGAAGGAUAAGGGGAAGGAGCCGAUGGGACCCGCUUGGACUCGGCCCGACUCACCGAGUCUCCCCGAGUCUGACGAACUCGCCGCCAGGUUCGCCGGGCUCAAGGCUGGUGGUGCCUGGGGGUAG